Molecule: messenger RNA, 1788 nt
Organism: Neurospora tetraspora
Lineage: Eukaryota; Fungi; Ascomycota; Sordariomycetes; Sordariales; Sordariaceae
Exons: 2
Coding region: 245-1651 (468 amino acids)
Source: RefSeq, a predicted model, not a curated record
AGAACUUGGACUAUGCAACCCCCAAUCCAUUCCUCUUCUGCUCCCGGCGUUGUUGCUGUUUUCCCUUCAAACCCAUCAGUUGCAAGUGCCGUCAACCGAGCAAGUGACGCGAGAACAUUGAACAUCUUUCUCUCUAAUACGCGCGCCGCCUCAAACCCAUACCUAUAAUGCUUCUUAUCUCGGUUGGGUGUUGGAUCUGAGAUGAAUUAAAGCUGCCCGCUUGAAUGCGCAGUGCGGCACCACCAUGACCAAUCUUGGCUCUUUAACGACGACGUUCACACCACCAGCCAGUUGCACCACCAACACACCCCAGAUAUAUCAGGUCUGGAAGGGGAGCACAUCCCAAUACAUCCACGGUCCUCUCUACACACCUGAUUCGAAUUGCUUUCCUGAUGGUUACAAUGUGAUCCCGACCAACUACUACAACCCCGGAUUUUGUCCCAAGGGAUACACAGCAGCACCAUGUUCGCACUCUGGGCUCCCUGUGACAGAGACAGAGGCAGCGGGUGUGACUCAAACGGCAGUUCUGUGCUGUCCGAGCGGGGCUGUCCUCACCUUUACCUGCGCCGACAACACCGCUCAGGCACUAGCAUGUACCACAACCUUUCCCAAGGGAGCCGAGGUCGAGAUGGGUGUUACUGUCAUAUCCGAUGGAACCAUCGGAGCUCACACCACCGUAUUCGAGCGACGAGGCGGCAUCGGCGCCUAUGGCAUCCAGGUAGUCCUUGGAGCAAUGCAAGAUGGGCGCAUCCAGACCUCAGAGCAAGAUAACUCCGGCACGACGGCAACCGCUACCUCCUUACCGACGACACCUCAACCAACAACCACCGCCGACCCAUCAGCAACGACGACGAGCAGUAGUAGCGGCGGAGUAAGCACCGGCGCAGCCAUCGGCAUCGGUGUCGGAUCCGCAGCUUUCGCCCUUCUCGCCGCCGGCUCCGUGGGUCUCUUCUUCUUUACGCGCUGGCGACGGAAAAAGCGAUUACGACGUAGAGGAACCACCGGGAUCGCCGGAACCCGCAGCAGCAAAGGUGAUGGUGGUGGUGGUGGUCUCAGCAGCAGAAAUGGUCCGCCUGUCCCGCCCAAGGACGUGCAGCCGUACUACGAGCUAUCGGAAGAGGCCUGUUCGUACGUGGCAGCCUCAACGGCAGCGUCGGACCGUGGUCAUCAGUCGUCGAGGCACAUGAGGCACAUGAGCAUGUUCUCGGAUUCCCGAUCAACAGGUACUUCUGGCGCUACGCCACCACCUGGACAACCUGCGGAACCGGAACGGGCUUAUUUGUCGCCGGUUUGGCAGAGCCCGAGCCAGAGCCCGAGUCGCAGUCCGAGUUACGCGUACGGCCGUCCCGUCGAACACCCCGGGCACCAAUUUGCCGAAUUAGAAGCGGUGGUGCCAAUGGAGGCGGCGAGCUCGGACAUGCCCUCAUCGGCGGAACCGUCGUUGAUGAUUCCAAGUCGAUGGCAGAGCUUGCAGAGUUUGAAGAGCUGUACCGUUAGUCUGACUCCGACGACGAACCUUCAGGACCUUCCAGGAGGAGGUACGAUUAGCAGCACCAUGACGGGGACGGGAGGGAUGGAGUCCGUGACGAAUAGUUGGGCUAGUCGGGGGCGGUAUGGGGAGCGGGGGAUGUCACCAGCGCCGUGGAUCUAAUGCAGUUGAGUUAGUUGUUGGCCGGCUUGCGAGGCCCUGGACACUGGACAGGGGGCGAGGGUGCAUACCAGGGAGACAAUAUGCGGGCAAAAACAUUGGGAUCGGCGAAGACACAUAUAACACAACCAAAGGCAAGA